Molecule: messenger RNA, 1739 nt
Organism: Mollisia scopiformis
Lineage: Eukaryota; Fungi; Ascomycota; Leotiomycetes; Helotiales; Mollisiaceae
Product: serine/threonine kinase 16
Exons: 2
Coding region: 96-1739 (547 amino acids)
Biological process (GO): transmembrane transport
Molecular function (GO): transmembrane transporter activity
Source: RefSeq, a predicted model, not a curated record
GCCCACUUUCACUAGUCGCUGGUGGACUUGACAUUACCCAAUAUCUACUGUUGAACUCUGACCUCGUUUGCGAAAGUUGGUCAGCCUGUCUCACAAUGUCAGAUGAGAACUUCCUUCCAGGGACAAAGCGAUUGUAUGACGAACAAGGACAAGCUGUAUCACAUCAUACGGAGCUGAAAAAGCAUGGCGACAUUGUCCUUGCACCUCAGCCAACAGAUCAUCCAGACGACCCUCUUCACUGGGGAAUGUUGAGGAAGUGCUGGCAUGCGCUUCUCCUCCUUCUCAUUACGGCCCUGACUGGAGCGACAACGAACGAUUCUGGCUCAGCCCAAUUUCAAGAGAAUGCCCAGCUCGGUAUCAGCUACGACUCCUUCAACGUGGGAGCAGGAGUUUUGUUCAUCGGAAUUGGAUAUUGGACCCUGUUGAUUUCUCCAGCUGUGUGGCUAUACGGACGCCGGAUAUCAUACCUAGUCUGUCUGAUGCUUGGAGUCAUUGGCGGCAUCUGGUUUGCCAGGGGCAAUAAGACUUCGGACGCCAUUUGGAAUCAGCUCUUUGUAGGCGCCUCAGAGUCUUGUAGCGAAGCGAAUGCGCAGCUCUCUCUCGUGGACAUUUUCUUCCAGCAUCAGCGUGGUGCUGUCCUUGGUGCUUACAUGCUGGCUAUUAGUGUGGGAACCUUUUUGGGUCCCCUAAUCGCCAAUAAGGUAGCCAGUAGCCUAGGGUGGAGAUGGAUUGGUUGGUUUGGUGCAAUUUUCAAUGGCUUGUUGGCAGUUGUCGUCUUCUUCGGACUCGAAGAGACAUCUUUCGAUCGAAAUGCGCACUUGAUAGUCGAGGGAGUUCAGAGUACUCUCCCGACUGGGAAUGUUGAAGAGCAAGGCGUGUACGACAAGGAAAAGGCCGCCUUAAGUACUGCUAACGACAACGAUAUAAUUCCAUCCAUUGAGACCCAGACUCCUCCGGUGCCUCGGAAAACAUACCUUCAACGUAUCAAAUUGAUCACACUGGCACCUAAUGUACGAGGUACAGGCUUCAAGCAAUACUUCUCGCGACUAUUUCACACCUUGCGGGUGUUCACCUUCCCCGCAGUAUGGUUUGCAGGCCUGCAAUGGGGUGCUCAGGAUGCGUGGCUGACCUUCUACUUGACAACUGAAAGCGACAAUUGGACCUCGAGUCCUUGGAACUAUGGAACUGGAGCUUUGGGUGUGAUGGAUAUGCCAUGUUUGAUUGGUGCUGUGUUAGGCUGUGCUUAUGGUGGAUGGUUUUCAGAUCCAUUUGUGCGGUGGAUGACAAGACGCAACGGCGGCAUUCAGGAAGCCGAGAUGCGCUUGUGGCUAUUGAUCCCAGCUACUAUUUUGUUUCCCACAGGUAUGCUUCUAUUUGGUGCUGCAACCACGUACGGAUGGGCGUGGCCUGUCCCAUAUGUGGCAUUGGGCUUCAUUGGCUUUGGCUGGGGCAACGCCGGAGAUGUUGCCAUGGCAUACCUUGAGGAUUGCUAUCCGAAUAUGAUUUUGGAGGGAAUGGUUGGAGUUGCAGUCAUCAACAAUACCAUUGGAAUGACUUUCACCUUUGCUGCAGAUCCAUGGCUUACUGCUGAUGGUACUCUCAACACUUACAUUGGUUGCGGGGUUUUGUCAUUUGUAUUCAUGGCGACUACGCUUCCUUUCAUUAGAUAUGGGAAGCUUUUCCGACGAUGGACAGCAGAAAAAUACGAGCGCUUCUUGGUGCUGAGGGAUGGUCUUUGA